Molecule: messenger RNA, 1155 nt
Organism: Cuscuta europaea
Lineage: Eukaryota; Viridiplantae; Streptophyta; Magnoliopsida; Solanales; Convolvulaceae
Source: the annotation of a GenBank genome assembly
CGGCAUUGAGAGUACGAGAAUCUUAUCUUAAAAGAAAAAGUAAACUACGCAAGGAACCCUAGUCACGAAGAUCUUAAAUUCUGAAAGCAAGCUCAGCUCUGACUUCUCAUCGCCUCCAAUUCCUCGCCUCUAUCGUUCCUUUGCCUUUUGCAGGGAAACCCCCCCACAGCCUGCCCAUCAUAUCGCUACAACCACCCAAUUAUCACCGGAAUCACAUCUGACGAUUUCUCCAAACCGCAACCUCGACGUCCCCACUUCGUCUGCGGCGGCGAGCCCCUCCCCUGCCAGGAAAACUUCUACUCCGUACUAGGAACCUUUCUCUUUGGCGAGUUGGUGAUUCAUAGGGAGUGGUACACAAUAUGCAGGCUUCAAGAGCAAGACUUUUCAAAGAGUACAAAGAGGUGCAGAGGGAGAAAGCAGCGGAUCCGGACAUACAAUUAAUUUGUGAUGAUUCCAAUAUUUUUAAGUGGAUGGCUCUUAUAAAGGGUCCAUCUGAAACUCCGUUUGAAGGUGGAGUUUUUCAGCUUGCCUUCUCUGUCCCAGAGCAGUAUCCUUUGCAGCCUCCUCAAGUGCGGUUCUUAACCAAAAUAUUCCAUCCAAAUGUUCAUUUUAAGACUGGAGAGAUUUGCCUAGAUAUAUUGAAGAAUGCAUGGAGCCCCGCGUGGACACUACAGUCCGUCUGUCGGGCAAUAAUUGCUUUGAUGGCUCAUCCAGAACCUGAUAGCCCGCUGAACUGUGAUUCAGGGAACCUUCUUCGUUCCGGUGAUGUAAGAGGAUACCAAUCAAUGGCGAGAAUGUAUACUAGGCUUGCAGCCAUGCCUAAAAAGCGCUGAAUUGAUGCUACUACAAUCUUUUAUGAAGAAAGUCUAUCAAAAAGUGGGGUUUCAUGCUUGAUGAAUGAAUGUGCAACCAACUAUGGAUAAUUACUGUAAAAUCAUCAAAUGUUUGUUGUGUGAUAGAUUAAGCAGACCUUCUUGUAUAAACCGUAUAUUAAUCAAAUUUUCUGUUAUUUUAUUAUAUAUUCCAGUCUGGUAGCGUUUUUCUUACUUGGACUAUAUUGUAAAUCCAUUUCCUCUUGCAGAGGGACUUUAUCAAAUGGUGCACGAAGAUCAUUAUAUAAGUUAUGAAAUAAAUUAUUAACAUAAGAAAAUUGAG